This is a messenger RNA of Fusarium sp. VM40, 1359 nucleotides long. The record is from the annotation of a GenBank genome assembly. Lineage: Eukaryota; Fungi; Ascomycota; Sordariomycetes; Hypocreales; Nectriaceae.
AUGAACACCAUCUUUGACCAAUUUGCCGAGGCACAUACUCUACGAAAUGGCUACAAACUUGCACAGACGCUAUCGCCUGUUCCUCCUCCAGACGACCCUCAUCGACUGAUGGCUGUAUGGCGCAGUACGAAUUCUCACAGUGUCAAAGGCGACAUCAAGCACUUUAUCAAGUCCAGCACAUCUCACCGACGGAAACUGGAUCAUGAUGAAACAACAGGCUGGGUCGAGGUGUAUACCUCGUAUUGGAAAGCCAUUGCUGAGAUCUUGGCGGGAGAGAGCGGAAAGUCUACAUGGACCAAAGUGUACGAGGCAUGGAAGGAACUGACCUCAACACUUAUCCGCGGAUAUAACGCACAUGGGUUCGAAGCGUGGACUAUACCCUCCCUCUAUAUGGUGGGCAAGUACUUGCGACUGUUUGCCAUCAAAUCCGAUGAAGAGCGCAGAGCCAAAGCCUUCGACAACGGCCCCGGAGCUUCAUUGAUAUCGGACGACUUCGACCCUGAAACCGACAAGCAACUCCAACUAAGAGACUGCGAAGGACACCUCAAGCGUAUCUUUUCGCUUUGUUUGAACGACAGAGCACCACUUGAGGAAUCACGGAAAUGGGGAAUCUACUUUGUUAUCAAUCUCCUCUUCAAGACUUACUUCAAGCUCAACUCAGCCUCCCUAUCGAGGACCAUUCUUAAGACGCUUGCUGUGUACAACGACAAGGGAGACAUGCCUCCUCUGGAGAUGUUCCCCAAGUCUCAGCGAGUGACUUUCAAGUUCUACGAGGGCGUUCUUCUCUUCCUCGAGGAGAAUUACAUUAAGGCCGAAUCACACCUCAAUGAAGCAUGGCAGCUAUGUCGCAAAGACGCUUUCCCUCAAUCUGAACGAAUUCUUACCUACCUUAUCCCCUGCCGUCUUCUUACUAGCCACGUUCUCCCUACAAAGGCACUUCUCAAAAACUAUCCUCGACUACAAGAGCUCUUCCUCCCUCUAGCCAACUGCAUCAAAUCCGGCAAUCUGCAGGCUUUCGACGAAGCCCUGCAGCAUGGUGAAGCUGAAUUUGUCAAGCGACGCAUUUACCUGACACUUGAAAGGGGCCGAGACAUUGCCUUGCGUAACCUACUACGUAAGGUCUUCCUCGCCGGUGGCUUCGACGAGCCGAAGGAGGGCGAAACAGCCCAAGUCCGACGCACAAGAGUACCUGUAUCCGAGUUCCAGGCUGCAAUUAGUAUGGGCAGCGGUCAUUUGAUCGAUCCGGAUGAAGUUGAGUGCAUGCUCGCCAACAUGAUUUACAAGGUGAGUCGCCAGAUCCUUCGUGUUGAUAAGGCGCUGGCCACUUCGUGGCACCAACUUUCCUUAUUGGUAGAAUAG